Messenger RNA from Carcharodon carcharias (great white shark), 3902 nucleotides. RefSeq names its product essential meiotic structure-specific endonuclease 1 (gene eme1). The transcript has 9 exons. Gene Ontology annotation, biological process: mitotic intra-S DNA damage checkpoint signaling; replication fork processing; resolution of meiotic recombination intermediates. Gene Ontology annotation, molecular function: DNA binding; nuclease activity. Gene Ontology annotation, cellular component: nucleus; Holliday junction resolvase complex. The record is from RefSeq and is a predicted model, not a curated record. NCBI's taxonomy places the organism in Eukaryota, Metazoa, Chordata, Chondrichthyes, Lamniformes, Lamnidae. The coding region runs from base 258 to 2072 and encodes 604 amino acids.
GGAGCGCGCGCCCAUCUGCCCGCACGCCGGCGGGAGCAGCGGUACUUGAGGACCUUGCCCCAGGCGGAUCCCCACUCUCCCAGAUCCGUGCCCCUGGUGGACACACAACCCCUCCCCCCCACCACCACCGGUCCCUCGCCCACACCUGCAGUCGUUCACUGGGUCCACUUAGGAGUGGCCGAGUCGGGGUUUUGCCUCAUUCUGUGAUGGCGGCCCAGGUUUGAUAGCUUGGAGUUAACCGGGGAUGCUGUGGUGUGAUGAUGGAAGAAGAAGCUAGUGACACUGACGUAAAUAAUGAUUCACUCGAGCUGCCUGUUUUCAGCUUCACUGGCCUUCGAAGCCACACAGCCUAUGAUGGCAUGCUGGAUUCAGUUGUCAUAGAAGACUCAGUCCCUGAAAGCUGUGACCCUCUGUUGGCCAAAACUAGAUGUUCUCAGCGGAAUCUCAGUCAUUCUGUUAAGUGCUUGCCUAAGGAAGUAGUAACAGUUGUGAGUAGCGAGAGUGAUGGUGAUGAGGAUCUAAUUAUUCCUUUAUAUGAUAGACUGAGGACAAAGCUCACUGGGAACCAAGAUGUUGAGAAACCUGAUCACUCAAUUUCUAAAUUUAGUCAGGAAAAUUCCAGCCAUAAUUCUGUGCUUGGGGCUUCAAUUCCCAAUAACCCUCAACUUAACCAAAUCGAUCCUGAAAUUAAGAAGACUGAUGUUGUGCUCAAUAAGGACCAAUCCACGGGAACUACAUUCAUUAGACAAAGAGCUUUUGCUUCACGCUCAACAUGGGACAUUUCAGACUCAGAUGAGGGAGAUCAAGUGUGCAUGUUGCAACCAACAAAAUUACAUGAUCCUCAUUUAAAUUCAGCUCAACUGAGUGUUAGGAAUGCGCCAUCUUCCAAGGAUGUGGCAUCAGAUCAGUCCCACCCACAGAAAAAAAUUAAACGGAAUGUAGCAGAAAUAGAAAAGGCUCAACAGGAGGCACUGAGAAAACGUCAAGAACGAGAGCAGCAGCGAGCAGAGAAGGAAAUUAUUCGUCGGCAACGGGAAGAAGAAAAAGUGAUGAGAAAGGAGUUAGCUGGCAUUGAGAAGAUGUUGAGACCAGGGGAAUGUCUGAAACACAUGUUGAUCUCCAUUGAUCCAGGGCUGCUUCAGGUAGAAGGAGGUGGACAAUUGCUGAGUACUCUACAGGCCAUGGAGGUUAGCUGUGUAAUAGAAAAUCAGACUAUUCCCCACAGUGUGACCUGGAGGAGACAAAUUCGCAUUGUAGGUCAGCAGAUGAAUGAAAAGACAGACUGGGUGGAUGAGCUUCAUGUUCUGAUCUACAUUCCACUGGAGGAGUUUGUUUCUAUGGUUCACAACUAUAAACAGGAAGUGCAAGGUGCUGUUACUGAAGGCCAGGUGACAUUACAGAGUUUUGCUCUUGAUAUCCUCCAGAAAAGUGUUCAGAGAGUUCCAUGUUUGGUUGUUGUGGAUUUGGAAAAGUACUUCAGGCCACAGAAGAAGCACAGGUCACAGCAGACAGCGUCCAGUGAAGAACGAGACAAGCAGAGAAAGGCAAAGGGCUUUGAUCAGCAUAUGCCGCUGAUAUCACGAGUGGAUGUAGAAGUAGCUCUCGUGCAUUUGCAGCUGUCUGUCGGGGCUCAGCUCCAAUUGUUGGAGACUUGGAAGGAGUUUGCAGAUUUUAUCAGCAUGUUCACCAAAGCUGUGGCUGAGGCCCCGUUCAAGAGAGGACGGGAGAACAAGGGAUUCUCCGUCUACUUGGAGGGUGAUGGGUCCAGAGGGAUGAAGGCAGAUCGUUCAGGGAAAGGUCUCCUGAGCAUUUGGAAGAAACAGAUCCAGCAAUUAAACAGAGUUAGCUCUGAGAUGGCAAAUGCCAUAGUGUCUGCCUAUCAAUCACCAUGGUUACUUACUCAGGCAUACCGAAUGUGCAGUUCUGAACAAGAAAAGGAGAAUCUGCUUGCUGAUAUCCCCGUUCGACGUGGAGAGGGAGUAACCUCAACGACACGAAGGAUUGGACCAGAGCUGUCAAAACGGAUCUAUUUUCUGAUGACUUCCACGGAAUCUGAAAUUUUUCUUGACUAACAGAGUAGCGACUUCUUCCCAGGACUUAGUGCAGAAGCAUCUGGAAUCAUUUAGCUUUUUGAUUCCUUUCCAUUGAAUAUCAGCAUUUCCCUUCCCUUCAAUGACUGAGUCAUUACUAAAUAAGCUGAUGGCAGAUCAAUGGUCUUGAGAAUUGGUUUGUAGUUUCACAGUAGGAGCAUAUAGAAACCAAUUGCCACAGCUUAAGUUACCACCAUAGCAGUAGUAUAGUCUCAGUACAUAGCAAAUUUACAAUUCCACUUUGAUUUAGUUUUCAUUGGUGGGUUUUAGUUCUCAUACACACAUAUGUUAGGACAUUUACCUCCAUCUUUCAUAAUCCAGGUGUGCUGGCUGCUGAGCAUUUGAAAAUGAGACUUGCUCUUUUUGUGCUUUGUGCCACUUGUUUCCCUGGGCUCCUCACCAAAGUUGUCAUAAAGCCAGGAGUUUGGAGAGGCAUGAGUGACCUCUCUACAGAGACAUUGUAAAGAACAGUCAGUGCACACCUACUUUUGUACUCUAGCACAGUGAUCCAACUUAUGUAUCACUUUGAGACUGUUUGACAAAUUUGAAGGCUGGCUUGUUCCCUGAUUGGCUGAUGGGUAAAGACGCUGCCUUGUGUGGUACUGAACCACAUAAAUCACAAAGUCUCAGCUUUGGUUGAUAGUUUGUGCUGGUGGAACUAAUCUCAGCUAGGGCAGCAUUUGGAACACCCGAGUCCUUCAGCUGAGGAAAAGGUUGCCCAGGGAUCCACACUCUGUCCAGUGACCCUUGUGUGGACGUCGGGUGAGGAUGAGAUCAGGCUGUACUUUGAUGCCUUCACAUCUGUCAUUCAAUUAUUCUUUUACUUUUCAGUUUCCAAUUAUAAAGCGUUUUUUUGGGUGAGUUACUGGGACAAUUAUGAACUGAACCCAGCAAGAGUCAGAGUUUUAAGGGGAGAAGAAAAUGUGCGUUUCUUCAUCGCAUUCAGGAUGAAAGAGUAGAUUUUUUAUAAAAGAUAGUGAUUAAGAGUAAAUGUGUUGGUAAAGCUUUUGAUCAUUUUCUGCAUUAAACUUCAUGAUCAUUUCAUAGAAUCUUAGAGUCAGAGAUAUUAGAGCAUAGAAAGAGGCCAUUCAGUUAUCAAGGCUCUCUAGAGAAACCCAGUUAGUCCCAUUCCCCAGCUCUAGGCCCUAGCCCUUCAUGAUUUUCCUCAAAUGCCCAUCCAAUUUUGAAAUCAUUGAUCAUCUCUGCUUCCACCACCCUCGUGUGUAGUGAGUUCCAGGUUAUUACCACUCACUGCAUAAAAAAAGUUAUUCCUCACAUUCCCCUGCAUCUCUUGCCCAAAAUCUUAAAAUUUGUGUCCCCUAGGCUAGUACUAUCUGCUAAUGGGAACAGCUUUUCUUUGUCUAUCUUAUCUAAACCUGUCAUAAUCUUGUACUGAGGCUCCAGAAACAGAAUUAUCCCUUAUCGUUCCUGCUCCCCAUCUUACAAAUGUGAUGUCUUGUUAUUCAAUAGCAUCCAUAUCCACCUCUCGCUUUACAUGCCACGAAUUUUGCCACUCUAUCAAAUACUGCAUGGCUAAGAAUUAAGAUCUUUCUGCAGUAUUCCAUCAUACACUCCCACAGUGGAUUUAACGUGGGUUAAAUACAGAACCAAGUUUUUUUUUAAACCCCUCUUAUUCGUUCAUGAAAUGUGGAUACCUGUGGUAAGAUCUGCAUAUAUUGUCCAUCCCCAAUUGCCCUUGGGAAGGUUGCUCUGAGCUGCCUUGAACCAUCCUAGGCACAGCCACAAUGCUGAUGGGGAGGGAGAUUCAGGAUUUUGACAGUGACAAUUACCAGAAGAGUGAGAUAUUUCCGA